UAUCUCACCGCUUAACCUUCUCAAUCAUUCUCAGAAGUCUGAAACCAAUCGCUGAAUCUUCUGGGGUUGAGAUUCCAUUCCAUUGCUGAGCGCGCGAUAACUACCUGAGCUCUAAAGCCACACGAUGCCCACAGACUUCAAGUCUCUUCCUGUGAUUGAUGUUAGUCCUCUACUGGCCAAGUGUGAUGAUCCAAACUUGGCUCAAGACCCAGGCGUUUGCGAAGUUGUUAAGCAGUUAGAUCAGGCUUGUAGAGAGACCGGGUUCUUCUAUGCGAAAUGCCAUGGUAUACCUGAUUCUCUCAUCAAAGAGGUCAAAAUUGCGGCACACAAUUUUUUCCAUCUUCCUUAUGAAGAAAAACUCAAAAUCAAAAUGACUACUGCAAGUGGAUACAGGGGAUAUCAGAGACUUGGAGAGAAUAUAACCAAAGGCAUCCCAGAUAUGCAUGAAGCUAUUGAUUGUUAUAGAGAAAUAAAUGGAGGGAUGUAUGGAAAUACUGGCAAAGUCAUGGAAGGAUGUAACCAAUGGCCACUCGAUCCUCCGAACUUCAAAUUGCUAAUGGAAGAGUACAUUAGGCUUUGCACAGACCUUUCAAGAAAAAUAAUGAGGGGAAUUGCUCUUGCACUGGGUGCAUCACCAUAUGCAUUUGAAGGAGAAAUAGCUGGAGAUGCAUUUUGGGUAAAUCGUAUUAUUGGAUACCCUGGUAUAUCAACUGCAAAUGGCACAUACAUGCCAGAAAAUGACAUUGGAUGUGGUGCUCACACCGACUAUGGUUUGUUGACACUAGUUAAUCAGGAUGAUGGUAUAACUGCACUUCAGGUGAGAAACAAGUCUGGUGAGUGGAUAUCAGCUGCUCCUAUUCCUGGAACGUUUGUUUGUAAUAUCGGUGACAUGCUAAAGAUUUUGUCCAAUGGUUUGUAUGCGUCGACUCUCCAUCGAGUUGUCAACAACUCUCCAAAAUACCGUGUCUGCAUAGCUUUUUUUUAUGAGACUAACUUCGAUGCGGCAGUUGAACCCCUGGAUGUUUGUAAACAAAGGACUGGUGGAGUCAAGAAUUUUGACAAAGCUGUUGUUUAUGGGGAGCAUUUAACCAGCAAAGUUCAAACUAAUUUCGUGAUGUAAAAUUUAAGUCAACCUUGUGCAUUCAUCUCGCGUUGCAUUAAUAAAGUUUUUCCAAGGAAUAUGGAAAUUAGUUGCUUGUAUUCCUUCAAAUGAAUCUGUUUGCAAAUACCAGUCAGCCACCUCAGCUUGUAAUUUUCCUGACCGAAAUUGCUUGCUCGAUUAUAUUCCACAUCUGCUGAAAGAAUUUGUUGUGAACAA
Molecule: messenger RNA, 1318 nt
Organism: Tripterygium wilfordii
Lineage: Eukaryota; Viridiplantae; Streptophyta; Magnoliopsida; Celastrales; Celastraceae
Product: probable 2-oxoglutarate-dependent dioxygenase At3g50210
Exons: 12
Coding region: 125-1120 (331 amino acids)
Molecular function (GO): dioxygenase activity
Source: RefSeq, a predicted model, not a curated record